Messenger RNA from Drosophila teissieri, 2016 nucleotides. RefSeq lists its product as uncharacterized. Lineage: Eukaryota; Metazoa; Arthropoda; Insecta; Diptera; Drosophilidae. Bases 1 to 2016 code for a protein of 671 amino acids. The transcript has a single exon. The record is from RefSeq and is a predicted model, not a curated record. Gene Ontology annotation, molecular function: nucleic acid binding. Gene Ontology annotation, biological process: DNA integration.
AUGUACUGGCAGCCAGCUUCAGAUGACUUCAAGUUCGUCGUCAAAUACCAUCGAGUCCCAAGGAAUGUGAUGACAGGGGAACGCGUCCCCACGAAGAGGGAGUUCCUGAGCCUGGUCAUGUCUACGUUCGACCCGAUUGGGUUUUUGAGCUGCUACAUGGUGACCGCUAAAAUACUAAUGCGAGAGAUUUGGCGUAGAGGAGUCGGCUGGGACGAGCCGGACACGUUAGACACGUUAGCCGCAGCCUUUGAGAGCUGGUGGCAAGGAAUGAACAGGAUUGAGGAGUUUCGAUGUCCACGCUACUAUUUCGGCGCUGGACGAGUGCGGACACUACAGCUGCACAUCUUUGUGGGUUCCAGCCAGUCGGCGUUCGCAGCAGCGGCCUAUUGGCGAGCCACCUACGCAAGUGGAGAUGUACAGGCGCACUUCAUAUGUUCGAAGACGAAGUGCGCUCCGAUGAGGACUAUGUCAAUCCCGCGACUGGAACUUCAAGCAGCAGUAUUGGGUACGAGACUGAUGGACACCGUCAGGCAAGAGCACGGUGUGGAGAUCAGCAGCAGUGUGCUAUGGACGGAUUCUAAGACAGUGCUGCACUGGAUAAGCAGCACCCACCGGAGAUACAAGCAAUUCGUCGGGAACCGGGUGGCGGAGAUCUUUGAAUCCACGAAGGCGUCCCAAUGGAGAUGGAUUCCGUCUGCCGAAAACGUGGCAGAUGACGCGACGAGGCCGCCCAAGAACGUGGACCUGAGUAUUGGUUCGCGGUGGCGAAGUGGUCCUCCAUUCUUACGAGGACCGGAAGAAAGCUGGCCGAGAUCGCGCGAGGUGUGGUAUCCCCCGACGCCAGAUGAAGACGAGAUGAAAUGUGAGUUUGCCCUGGUCAUGGCGAACUUUACAUCGUUACAGAGAUUUUCGAGCUACAACCGAUUGGUGAGGAGCACCGCAUGGGUGCUCAGAUUUAUUCGACGGUGCCGUGGACUACGCUCCGAUCGAGAGGAUCACGGACUGACGUCGAUGGAGUGCGCUGAGGCCGAGCGCACACUAAUAAGGCAAUCGCAGCGAGAAGCGUUUGCUGAAGAUAGCCAAGGAAAGGCCGCCAAAGGCAGCCGACUGAAUGGGUUGUCACCAUACUUCGACGAGGACGGAGUAAUGCGAGCCAGCGGGAGGAUCGACGACGCGGCGUGUGUGCCAUACAGCGCGCGACGGCCGAUCAUACUGUCUCACGAGGAGGCACUGGCGGAGAUAAUUGUGCAGCAUCACCACGAGAGGAUGUGCCACCAAAAUGUGGAGGCAACUAUUGGAGCGAUCCGGCAGAAGUUCUGGAUUACGAACUUACGGAGGUUGCUACGGAAGGUGAUGAGUAACUGCAAUGUAUGCAAGCUACGGAAGGCGCGACCUGCGCAGCCGGAGAUGGGUCCCCUGCCAGAGAACCGGCUGGAGGCCAACGGAUGGCCAUUCAAGUAUACCGGCCUGGACUAUUUUGGACCGCUAUUUGUGACUGUUGGACGUCACACGGAGAAAAGGUGGGUGGCAUUGUUUACGUGUCUAACCACAAGGGCUAUCCACUUGGAGAUGGCCCACGAUUUGUCUACAGAUUCCUGUAUAAUCGCCAUGAGGAACUUCAUGAGCCGCCGUGGACCGGUGGUCAGGAUAAAGAGCGACAAUGGGAAGAACUUCGUUGGAGCCGAUAGAGAGGCCAGGAAGUUCAGCGAAUUAUUUGAGCCUGCAAGGAUCCAGGGCGAGCUGUCGUCCAAAGGAAUUGAGUGGAUCUUUAAUUGCCCGGCGAACCCAGCUGAGGGUGGCGCUUGGGAAAGGAUGGUGCAGUGCGUGAAGAAGGUGCUGGCGCACACAAUGAAGGAGAUCGCACCCAAGGAGCACGUACUGGAGAACCUGUUGUUUGAGGCGGAGAGAACUCUCGUCCGUCACUCAUCUACCAGUGACGGUGGACCAGGAGGCCCCACUGACACCCAACGAUUUAUUGAUAGGAGUACACGAUGUUCCGGAUCUUCCCAAAGAUGA